Messenger RNA from Lobosporangium transversale, 564 nucleotides. RefSeq lists its product as hypothetical. NCBI's taxonomy places the organism in Eukaryota, Fungi, Mortierellomycota, Mortierellomycetes, Mortierellales, Mortierellaceae. The annotation marks the transcript as partial. The record is from RefSeq and is a predicted model, not a curated record. The transcript has 2 exons.
AUGGACGCGACGGACUCUCCACAAUUUCCUUCUCCCCUCGUCAUGCUUGUCAAGUUCCCGCAUCUCGAGAUUCUUUCUGCUAGGUAUCGUCGCAAGCAGACGAGCCUUGCCACAGAUACACAUACUCUUAAGGAUAUGCUCCGAAAUGGUGACUUUAUGCCCCAUAGUCUCAAACUCCGGCGCUGGAACGUAUUCCAUCCUUACAUGACUAAAGAGGAUGUUACAGGGUUCAAACAGAUCCUAGAUGCUAUUGCCAUAGUGUCUACACAAGCUCGAGACGAAGAUAGCACAAAUAAUGACAGUGCCUUAACAGAGCAGACAUCCGGAAGGAUUUCUGGCGUUCAGUUGGACAUUGAGUCUUCACAGUCAUGCAGCAACAUUGUGUGGGAACUUGAACGAUGUCGUAUGUGUGACGCACCACAGGAUCGAUGCUGGCAUUGUGUAUGGAAAUGCGUAACUUGCGGCGAAGAGCGUGCACCACCAUAUAUCAACCAUCAGACAGCACUAGAACGUCAACGACGCCGACAAGUCUCAGUUGCUGCUACUGGUACUAUCGUUACUAAU